This is a messenger RNA of Cloeon dipterum, 2635 nucleotides long. RefSeq names its product serine/arginine repetitive matrix protein 3-like. Lineage: Eukaryota; Metazoa; Arthropoda; Insecta; Ephemeroptera; Baetidae. Gene Ontology annotation, cellular component: nucleus. The record is from RefSeq and is a predicted model, not a curated record. Bases 179 to 1927 code for a protein of 582 amino acids. The transcript has 10 exons.
GCCUGCGCCCCCGGAUUAAGGGGUGUGAAGCGAGAAGAGAGACAGGCAGCAGUCAGGCGAAUAGGAUCGCCAAUUUUAAGCGAAUUGCGGCAGGAAUCAGCCUAAUCAUGCGUCCGCUGUCGAAUCGACGCUAAAAUCGCUGGCCGCUUCGGCCUGUCCUGAUUGCGGCUGUGCUGAGAUGGUAAACAUAGCAAAGCCAUCUCAGAGGUCUCUCAAUCAUGAACAGCAGCGUAGAAUCGAGCUCAAAUGCAUUGAAUUAGAAGCCAUGCUAGAGGAGCAAGGAAUGACGCAAGAAGAGAUAAACGACCGAGUGCAAGUGCUCCGCAACACCUUGACGGAGGGAGAAAUUUCACGCCAAAUGAGCCAGAUCGUUGACAGGCCAACAGUUGUUUCAGAAACACAGGCCGAGGUACAGAAGCGGGAAGUUUUCGUGGAAACCAUGGGGACGUCUGAGGCGAUCGGCAGCUCAAACUCUUCAAACAAAACGAGUCCAAGCACCUUUGUUGACGCAGUGGAUCCAAAUGCCUUGGUCCUUCCCAUAAAAUCGAAGAAACGGAAAAGGAAGUCUCGGGAUAGCUCUGUCUCGUCGGAGCGGAGGAGAAAGUACUCGAAAAAGAGCAAGAAAAGAAGUUCCUCCGACACCCGGGAAAAGUCUCACAAGAAGGCAAAAAGGGACAAGGAAAAGCACGGCAGCAAGCGAUCCAGCUCGAAGAAGGAUUUGAAACAGAAAAAGGGCUCGGACUCUGAUAGUUGGAGAAAGAAGAGCAAAAAACGUUCCAGUAGGAAACGUCGCAGAUCUCGAGAUGAUGGAAAGUCUAAGGAGAGUCCGUCGGUGAGGACGGACGAGAAGAGCAACGGUGAGGGCCGGCAGAAGAAAAAGAAACGUAGCAAGGAGAGAAAGAGAAAGCGGAGCAAGGAAAAGUCGCGUCGCAAGGGCAGCCGCUCAGAGCGCCGCAGGAGCGACAGUUCGCGCAAGAGCAGCAGCAGCGGCGGCGAGCAGAAUUCUUGCAGUCCGAAGCUGGUCUCGAAGGGCGAGGAAGCCGAAAAGAAUGAGGUUCAGCUGGUCACCAUUAGCGAUAGUCAUGUUGUGCCACUGAACGUGAUCAAACUAAAUUAUUCCUCUGAAAACGACAAUAUUGACGACCUGCCCGAGAAGACGGAGAUCCCGCUGCCCGCGGAAGAAGCCGUCGACAGGGGCAAAAGAGUGGAGACUGUCAGGAAGGGAAAGGUGCCUGAGAUCGCACCCUUCCGCAUCGAGCCCAAGAACAACCCGCUUCGGCCCCUGGAGAAACUGGCCAGGCCUUUUUUGUCACCGUUCAAAAAGCUGCCCAUCGAAGUGAAAACACUUUCCUUUGUCCCGAAACCCAGCGAGAUUGAGCCUACCAUCGAAGCUGCCAAGCCUGCCCCGAUCCUGGUACCUGACGAGGACGAGAAAACGUUAGACGUGGUCAAAGCAGCGGUGGAAGAGACACAACAACCUGAAGUGAGGAAAGAGGCUGAGCAGUGGAGCUCUUCGGCGUCCUCCUCCUCGCGGUCUUCAAGGGCUGGCAGUGUAUGUAGCACAUGCAGUUCAGACGAAUCUGGCAAGUAUGAUUCGCGAUAUAGUAAGAGGCGGUACACGUCUGGUUCGCCAUCGUCACGAUCGUCAUCCAGCUCGCACCGCUCCCGCAGCCGAUCUCCGUCGAUUCCUCGACGCAGAGGCUCGCCGAGUUUUUUGGAACGUCGCCGCAUCACCAGUGCUCGCAAGAGGCCGAUUCCGUAUCAUCGUUCGUCACCGAUGUCGUCGUCCUCCGAGAGCCGCAGGUACAGCGACAACGGCUACAGCUCCAGUGAUAACGACGACUCGCGCUCGUCCAGCUAUUCGGGCAAGAGCUGGUCCAGGAGUCGCAGUAGAAGCGCCAGCCCAGACUACAGCUGCUAUCCUUAAUUAUCUUUGUUGCAGAGUGUGUUUCCCUCGACAAAACUUUUCAUUUUCUGCUCCAGUAUUUUUAACUAUUUAGUUAAUUCAAUUCGCUGGCAUACUAUUUUGGAUACUUAAAGAUGUUUCUAAAGACAUUUCUAUCAUAAAGAUUUUAUCAAGUUACGAUUGCAGCAUUGAAUAUCAAUAUCUACUUUGGAAAUACACUCUGAUGCGUACGAUCUCACCGCGCAUUCCAUUCAGAACGAGAUUUGACGUUGUAAAUUUCAGAAUGAGCACUGAUCGAGUUUGACUGCUGAUAUUUAGAAAGUGAUUGCUGUUAUUUGCCCCCUGUUAGAGGUACCAAAAACGGAAAAAUCUCCUAGGCAAACGUGAUGCAUUCAAAUUAUAUUAAUGACCGCUGAUCUCUCAACAUUGAUAUUGUACACUUGACAAAAGUUUGUCUAGUCGGCUGAUUUUCGCCAACAUACAUUCUAAUCGUGUUAUUUUAUUUCAAUUUAUCAUUCCAGUUUAUUCCUGGAAAUUUGUGAUUAUUUGUGGCAAUUUUAAAAUACUCCCUUUAAAAUAGAUUGUCUUAAUUCCAAUCGUUGUUGAUAUUUUUAUUUAUUGCAAACGUAUUUUUUGGAUUUGAUUUACAUUGUAAUUAUGUAGUGGCAACUGUAGUGAGUAUAAAGAAAUAAUAAACAUUCCUGUUGUGUGUUAACAUUCGAAUCGAAA